AUGAAGGAUAUAUUCGCUAACUUCUUCAAGCACGGUUUCCUCGAGAAGCCCGAGGAAUGGGCAAACCUGGGACAGGGUGCGCCUGAAGUCGACGACAGCAUAGAAGGAUGCUUCGAGAGGCCAAGCGAGGUCGACAUCUCCGCUCAUGGCAGAGAGUAUGGUCCAACUGCUGGUAUCAGGCCCCUGAGAGAAGCGGUCGCGAAACUGUACAAUGAGCACCAUCGCCGGUGGAGGAAGAGCCAGUACACAUGGGAGAAUGUGUGCAUUGUGCCUGGUGGUCGUGCGGGUUUGAUCCGUAUCGCCGCUGUGCUGGGCAACUGUUACUUGGGAUUCUUCAUUCCUGACUACACGGCUUACAACGAGAUGCUUUCGCUCUUCAAGAACAUCGCGGCCAUUCCCAUCCCUCUGGGCGAAGCUGACCAGUACCACAUGUCGCCCGACAAGAUCGCCGAGGAGAUUGCCCGUGGUACUUCCGUCAUUCUCACAUCAAACCCCAGGAACCCGACCGGUCAGAUGAUCACGAACCCCGAAUUGGCUCAGAUCCAGAACAUCUGCCGUGACCGCGCUACGUUGAUCAUGGACGAGUUCUACUGCGGAUACAACUACACGACCAACUGCGAUGGCACCGUCAUCUCCGCAGCAGACAACGUCGAGGACGUCGACGAGGAUGACGUGCUCAUCAUCGACGGUCUGACCAAGCGCUUCCGCCUCCCAGGAUGGCGAGUAGCGUGGGUUAUCGGCCCCAAGGAGUUUAUCCAAGCCAUUGGCUCCUGCGGUUCCUACCUCGACGGCGGGUGCAACGUGCCGUUCCAAGAAGCGGCCGUAGAGAUGCUCUCGCCACCCAAGGUGCGCAACGAAAUGCGCGCGCUGCAGAUGCACUUCCGCACCAAGCGCGACUUUGUCAUUGGGCGGCUGCAGGAAAUCGGCUUCAAGUUCCCGUACAUGCCCAACUCGACCUUCUACCUGUGGCUUGAUCUGUCUGGUCUGCCAGAGGGCAUCAACGACGGGCUCAACUUCUUCCAGGCGUGUCUGGAGGAGAAGGUCAUUGUCGUGCCGGGUAUUUUCUUCGACUUGAACCCUAGCCGGCGUAGGGAUUUGUUCGAUAGUCCUUGCCAUCACUUUGUUAGGCUGAGUUACGGCCCGAGGAUGGAUGUGCUGGAGAAGGGAUUGAACUCGAUUGAGAGGAUUGUGACCAAGUACCGUGAGAACCCGCAGAGGCAUCACCAGAUGGCUGUCAGGCCCCGUGGCGGCCAGCAUUAGAGGAUCACACAUUGUCGGCAUGGUUCGAUAUAUUCCCCACGAGUAAGAUACAAUGACGUGAUUUCGUGUCAAUACACGUCUUAGCUAGGUUCGAGGUGUACCAGGCUGUUGCAUCAGAUAUAUAUUGACCUUGUUUGUGCAUUUGCCUUUAUUCAGGGGGGCAGAACCUGACCCUACUUGUUGUUUUUUUACUGUUCGAUCAAUCGAAUAGGACAAGGCUGGAAUUCA
Messenger RNA from Parastagonospora nodorum SN15, 1488 nucleotides. RefSeq lists its product as hypothetical. Bases 1 to 1260 code for a protein of 419 amino acids. The transcript has 3 exons. Gene Ontology annotation, biological process: biosynthetic process. The record is from RefSeq and is a predicted model, not a curated record. Gene Ontology annotation, molecular function: pyridoxal phosphate binding. Lineage: Eukaryota; Fungi; Ascomycota; Dothideomycetes; Pleosporales; Phaeosphaeriaceae.